Molecule: messenger RNA, 1095 nt
Organism: Brachypodium distachyon (stiff brome)
Lineage: Eukaryota; Viridiplantae; Streptophyta; Magnoliopsida; Poales; Poaceae
Exons: 8
Coding region: 62-889 (275 amino acids)
Cellular component (GO): chloroplast
Molecular function (GO): protein binding
Source: RefSeq, a predicted model, not a curated record
AACCCCAGAGCCUGGCAAAGUGGCAAUCGCAAAGAGCUGCUCUCCUCUCGUUCCAUCCAAAAUGACAUCCGCCUGCCUCUCUCUCCGUUCUCCGGCCUCCUCCCCCUUCCCCUCGGCCGCCGGAGUCGGCAGCUGCGUCCGCUGGGCCCAACCAUUGCCCCCCAAACUCUUCCGCUCGGCGCUCCCGCCAGCCGCCAUGCCCGCAGUGCCCCGGAGGCUCCUUCUGCCGGCCGCUGCCGGUAUUUGGGACUUCCUCUCCGGCGGAGCAAGCGGCGCAGCCGCCGCGUCCCUCGCAGUUCGGCGAGAGGAGCUCCUCGCCCCAUGCCCCGCUCCAUCUACUAUUUGGCCAUUGCAGGGAGAUGUGGCUGGCUCAGUGGCGGAGUUCGAUCGGGCGAUUGAGUUGGAUCCGCGGCAGAAAGCAUAUCUCUGGCAAAGGGGGUUAUCAUUGUACUAUCUGGACAGGUUCGAAGAAGGCGCAGAGCAGUUCAGGCUGGAUGUUGCUGCCAACCCCAAUGACACGGAGGAGUCGAUAUGGUGCUUUCUCUGUGAAGCUCAGCUGUAUGGAGUAGAAGAAGCAAGGAAACGCUUCUUGGAGGUCGGUUUAGAUGGAAGACCUGUAAUGCGUGCAGCUUACGCGAUGUUUAAAGAUGGUGGGGACCCUGAAAAGCUGGCUUCAAACUUUUCUAGCAGCUCUGAUGGUGAACUCUUCUAUGCAUCGUUAUAUGCUGGACUUUACCAUGAGUCGCAGAAGAAUGCGGACUCUGCAAAAUCUCACAUUGUUGCUGCAUGCAAGUCACGAUAUGGAUCAAGGUCCGGUGAUUACAUGGCUUCUCUUGCAUUAGUUCAUUGCCAGUGCCGCAACUGGACUCUUGAAGGACAGGAAUCGUGACAUACAGAUUGUGUAAUCAUUGUCAUUGGAGCCAGUAAAUAGACUGCACCUUAGCUAUAUUCCUCCAUAGCACAGAAUGUGGGACGUACAUAUAUGGGAUUGGAGUUCUGAUUCUUAUUUAUUAAAGACUUUCGAGGUAAUAUACCAUCUUAAUAUACUUGCAGCUUCUAACAUUAAGUCAUUCAUCAAUCAUUGGCGGAUUUUCA